This is a messenger RNA of Staurois parvus, 340 nucleotides long. The record is from the annotation of a GenBank genome assembly. NCBI's taxonomy places the organism in Eukaryota, Metazoa, Chordata, Amphibia, Anura, Ranidae.
AUGCAAGUGCCGGUUCUCGGCUGCACUUUCCUCACGCUGUCAGAUCGUGAGUAAAGUACUGCCGAGAACCGGCAGUUGUCAGAGCGGGGAUCGGCACCGAUCAUCAGGGCACUGAUGAUCAGUGCCCUGAUGAUUGGUGCCCAGCAGUGACACCCGCAAGUUCCGCUCACCUGUGCCCAGCAUGCCCCCACCUGUGCCCAGCAGUGCACCCACCUGUGCCACUCUGCAGUGCCACCUACCUGUGCCCAGAAGUGCCACCCACCUGUGCCCAGCAGUGCCACCCACCUGUGCCCGCCCACCAGUGCCCCCACCAGUGCACCCACCAGUGCCACCCACCAGU